Emiliania huxleyi CCMP1516 is the source of this 1089-nucleotide messenger RNA. RefSeq lists its product as hypothetical. The coding region runs from base 1 to 975 and encodes 324 amino acids. The transcript is spliced from 5 exons. Gene Ontology annotation, molecular function: RNA polymerase II general transcription initiation factor activity; transcription coactivator activity. The record is from RefSeq and is a predicted model, not a curated record. Gene Ontology annotation, biological process: transcription initiation at RNA polymerase II promoter; RNA polymerase II preinitiation complex assembly. Gene Ontology annotation, cellular component: SLIK (SAGA-like) complex; transcription factor TFIID complex; SAGA complex. Lineage: Eukaryota; Haptophyta; Isochrysidales; Noelaerhabdaceae.
AUGGUCUUGCUCUCUUGCAGUUGCACCUUUUCCCUUCUCGCGCUUUUUUGCAGCGCCAGCGGGUCCAACCUCUCCCUCAACCUGGAGGCGUACCUGCAGCAGAUCCUGCCCGCCGUCACCACUUGCGUCGUCGGCCGCAAGCUCUGCGCCGCGCGCGGCGACGACCACUGGUCACUCCGCGCCAUCGCCGCCGGAGUGAUGCACACUAUCGCCGCGCAGUACGGCGACCGCUUCACAGACUUGCAGCCGCGGCCCACUGGAGGCCACCCGCCCGCCGCGCUGCCACUCACCAAGACCUACCGCGACGCGCUCGAGGACCGAAAGAGGGCCCUCACCACCCACUUCGGCGCUCUGCUCGGCCUGCGCGAGUUCGGGCCGCACGCAGUGCACAAGCUGCUGCUGCCGAUGAUGCCCGCCUACCUGCAGCUGGUCCACGGCGUGAUGUCUGCGCCGCUCCCCGACGCCGCGCCCGCCGCUGCCCCUGCCGCCGCCGCCUCCGACAUCGUGCGAGAGAUGGCGCAAGAGCCGGGAGACGCCGCGCCCGCGUCCGCCGCGAGCGAGUCUACGCCCGCGCCGUCCGCGUCGCCCGCCGCCCCGCCCAAGCGUGCGCGGCUCGUCCGGCAGAUGGAGGCGCCGCGUGUGUCCGCCUCUCGGAGUGAGCACGCAACGAGUCAUCGGCAAGAGCGGAUGGUACAGGCGCUGCGAGUCUACGACGCCGCCCUCGCCACCUGCGGCGCCUACCUCUUCCGGCACGGCCACUACUUCGCUGCGCCCGGCGCCGCCCGCGGCAGCGCCGCGACGGGCGGCGCCGCCCCGCCCGCGCUGCUCCCGCGACUCGCGACGAGCUACGAGACGCUGUCUGCCGAGUUUGGGCCGCCGCAGCUCGCCGAGCCGGCGCUGCUCGCCUACUCGCGCGUCGUCGAGCCGGCGUGGGACAAGCACGCGCGGCGUAGCUUGCAGGGCGCUUUCCUCUGACCACCGACAGUCCGACAGCUUUGCGCUCGUCCGUACGCCCGACGCUUCCCGAGCCCGCGGCUUGUUGCUCAGCGCCCCCAUGAUUGCCAUGAAUAGUAGAAAAUUGUGCGGCUG